Schistosoma haematobium is the source of this 6661-nucleotide messenger RNA. RefSeq names its product Transposon Ty3-G Gag-Pol polyprotein. The transcript has a single exon. The record is from RefSeq and is a predicted model, not a curated record. Gene Ontology annotation, biological process: DNA integration. Lineage: Eukaryota; Metazoa; Platyhelminthes; Trematoda; Strigeidida; Schistosomatidae. Gene Ontology annotation, molecular function: nucleic acid binding. Bases 2289 to 4832 code for a protein of 847 amino acids.
AUUGAUAAGACUUUUGUUAUCGUAUUUUAUUGUUCUUGCUACUGUCAGUACACCUGUCUUCCUACUAUCAAUUCGUAUUUUUACCUAUUAUGUGUGUUGACUUAUUCUAUUUCAUUGUGAUUAUUGACUCAUAUUGCCUUGAUUGGCUUAACAUUUUCGUAUAAAUAUUCAUGUAUAUUAGAGUAAAGCCUGAUGACGAUCUAAUUUAAAACAAUGUCCGCUUAUAUGUGUUGUCCUAAUUUUCACAAUGGGAAUCUUUAAAAAACCAAUUUAUCCUUCCAUGCAAAACCGCAUAUUACCUUUGAGAACCUUGAAUGUCAUAAUGAAAACACCUUCCUUGACUUACCAUUCACAUACUCCUGUAGCGGUAAAUAAAUCCCCAAAAUAAAUAGCACUAAGUUUUCGACAUUGGAUGCUGACCAUAUGUUUUAGUGGACUCACCUAGCUGAAGGCGCUCGGUCAGGCAUCCGCACCAGAUCACGUGUGGUAACGCCGUGCUCAACAUCAACCGCAAUCGCUAGCCAGAUUAGAUCAGAGAGUUCCGGUAUAUUGGUCAUCGCCAAAUAUACUCUUCCGAUCUCCUCGACUCUGUCUUUUGAUUUCUCUUGGUGGGAACGAAAUAUAUUAGAAGGUGUUACUGGUAGAAGCGUUGUCAAACACUGAAUACCUGUGACAUCAUCAUUGGUGAGACCGACGUGAUCUGGUACACCUAAUUGUAACUGUGAGUCUGUUCCGUUUUGGGAUUUUUUAUAUAUCAUUGCCUUAUUUUUUAUUUUUUUUUGAACAUUGUGAUUUUUUUUCGUGUUUUUUCUUGGAUAUAUGUAUUUUUUCCCCUCGUUCAUUAUCGUACUUCAUACUUCAUCACGACUGAACAGACACCUAAAGUACUCAAGCUUAAGACUUUGUCCCCACCUUCGUUUCAACUGAUGCCUUUCUGGCCCGACAACAUCGAAGCCUGGUUUUGCUACGCAGAAGCCGACUUCUCCGAGCACGGCGUGAUCGACACACGUGCACAAUUCCUCGCAGUAGUCAAGGCACUACCGCGCGAAUUCAACAGGUACGUAACACCUAGUAUGUUUACUAGUGAUGUUUCCGAUCCUUACGAAAUCUUAAAACGCUCGAUUCUUAAACGAGGAGAUCUAACCGAUCGACAAAGGUUAGAUCAACUCUUCAAUAACAUCGACCUGCAACACGGUUCUGCGACAGACAUGUUGCAACGGAUGAGAGAGGUUAUAGGCCUAAGAACUUUCGACGAAGGUCUAUUCGAACAACUCUUCUUGUCAAAACUUCCCCAACAGGUGCAAGCAGUUCUGGUCUCGUUCCAGAACAACGGCUUAGACGAGCUAGCUGCAUCUGCCGACCGCAUUCUAGAAAUUACGAAGUCUUCUACUACCGAGGUAUUUUCAGUCAAAGAAAAGCCUCACACGACUCAGAAUGAUAUAACCGACUUAUGUCACACACUCACGCGUUAUCUUAGUCUUCGUACCGACCGUAAGAGAUCACGCACACCACGUAGAAGCAUUUCUCGUAAGCGAUCUGUCUCUAGACCACGAGAGACAGAUAACCCCGACUGGUGCUGGUAUCAUAACCAGUAUGGAAAGCUUUCCAGAAAUUGCAGAAAACCCUGCAAUUUUCCCAACACGAAACCGACUGAUUCGAAAAACAAUUCGGGAAACUUCCAGGCCGGCACGCGUUAACGGCAACCGUAGCCGGCGAACAAAGCCGUCUGUUAUUCGUCACAGAUGUGACAACGAGAGUUCGCUACCUCGUCGACACUGGCGCAGAAGUUAGCGUUCUCCCAGCAAAUCCUAACGACCGGCUCCACGAAUCGACCCUAAACUUACAGGCGGCAAACGGAAAACCGAUCGCUACGUAUGGCAAAAGGUACGUUUACCUUAACGUGGGUUUACGCAAACCCAUACACUGGAUUUUCGUUGUUUCAGAUGUUUCUAUACCAAUCAUUGGUAUGGACCUUCUACAACACCACAAUCUGAUCAUCGAUACGCGCAAACGGAGGCUAGUAGACGGGAACACUAAUUUGUCCGUUUGCGUAACUUCUUUUACUGGUUGUAGAGUAUCCCCAGUCACAGUUAAACAUAUGAUAGACCCACUCUAUCAACCACUACUCGAUAAGUAAGUACCCUUGGAUACAACAAACUCAACCGAAACUACCGUGUGUAACCAGCAACGUUACACAUCACAUCACGACUACAGGACCACCUGUAUUCUCCAAAGCACGACGACUAGCUCCUGAAAAGCUAAGGUUAGCGAAAAACGAAUUCGAUCACAUGAUGGACUUAGGAAUCAUACGACCGUCAAGUAGCCCAUAUGCAUCUCCGUUGCACAUGGUCCCUAAAAAGGACAGCAACGAUUGGCGUCCAACUGGUGACUAUCGGCGAUUGAACGCGAAAACCAUUCCCGAUCGUUACCCGUUGCCUCACAUUCACGAUUUGACAGCUACCUUGAAAGGUACAACUGUCUUUUCGAAAAUCGACUUGGUUAAAGCGUAUAACCAAAUCCCUAUGGCUACUGACGACAUACCGAAAACAGCUAUCAUAACUCCUUUCGGACUCUAUGAAUUUUUGCGAAUGCCUUUCGGUCUAAGGAAUGCUGCUCAAACAUUCCAAAGAUUCAUAGACGACGUUUUUCGAGGUCUCAACUUCGUACACGCGUAUGUUGAUGACUGUCUAAUCGCAAGUCCGGACAGAGAAACACAUCUCAAGCAUCUGGAUCUUGUUUUCGAACGACUUCAAAAACAUGGCAUUACUGUAAACGUUCAGAAAUGCCAAUUCGGAACCGACUCGUUAGACUUUCUGGGACACACUAUCGAUGCUCAAGGCAUUCGACCUCUUAGGACCAAAGUGGCGGCCAUUCUGGAUUACCCAGAACCGACCACCGUCAAGCAAUUACGCACGUUCAACGGCCUCGUAAGUUUCUAUAGACGUUUCAUACCCAAAUGCGCAUUACUUAUGAAACCUCUGACCGACCAACUUCGUGGAAAUGCGAAAUCCAUUAAUUUGGACGACACCGCGCGAAAAGCAUUCUCCACAGUUAAGGAACUGAUUGCUAAAGCAACAAUGCUCGCACAUCAGGACACCCGAGCACCCAUUAGCAUCGCAGUAGACGCAUCCGACUCAGCAAUCGGAGGAGUCUUACAACAAUGGGUUAACAACUCCUGGCAACCCUUGGCAUUUUUCUCUAGAAGGUUGCUAGACACCGAGUCGAGGUACAGCACAUUCGGUAGGGAACUCCUAGCUAUGUAUUGUGCUGUACGGCAUUUCCAACACUACAUCGAAGGUCGUGAAUUCACUCUUUUCACGGACCAUAAACCGCUCACUUUCUCAUUAAGCUCUCCUUCUGACAAGUACUCUCCCCGUGAGUCUCGACAACUGGACUACAUUUCGCAGUUUACUUCAGAUAUUCAACACAUCUCUGGAGCAAACAAUGUAGUUGCAGACGCUUUAUCUCGUAUAACUUCCUUGAACAGUUUCCAAGGAAUCGACCUUCUUAAACUCGCCGAGCUUCAAAAAGAAGACAGUGAUCUUCAGCACGAGUUAUCGUCCACAACACUUAAACUACGCAUCAAACAGAUGAGAACAGGUAAAGAAACCUUACUUUGUGACACAUCUACAGGUAGGGAUCGCCCAAUCGUGCCGAAACAUUAUCGACGCAAUGUCUUCAACACAUUGCACAAACUUUCGCAUCCAGGUGUUCGUGCAACCAUCAAGCUUAUAGCAGAAAGGUUUUGCUUUCCUGGAAUGAAUAAAGACGUGAGGGAGUGGGCACGCUCCUGUGUAAGCUGCCAAAAAUCUAAGGUUAUCAGACACAAUAAAUGUCCCUUAGGCUCGUUUAAAACUCCCGAUGCUCGUUUCAACCAUGUUCAUUUGGAUUUGGUAGGACCUUUACCAGAUUCAAAUGGAUACUCUUAUCUCUUAGCCUGCGUUGACCGUUUCACUCGAUGGCCAGAAGCAGUACCUAUUAAGGACAUCACUGCUGAAACAGUGGCUCGCGCCUUCGUCGAACGAUGGGUAGCAAACUUCGGUUGCCCUUCAACCAUCACUACAGACCGCAGACGUCAGUUUGAAUCUGAACUUUUCCGUCGUCUGACCACACUUUUAGGAAUCACUCGCUUACGAACGACUGCCUACCAUCCACAAGCAAACGGGUUGGUAGAACGUUUUCACCGACAACUGAAAGCUUCGCUAUCAGCUGCAAACGUUUCACAAUGGACCGACGCUCUUCCACUCGUCUUACUAGGUAUCCGCAAUGCAGUGAAAGCUGACAUUGGAUACACUGCGGCUCAACUCGUUUAUGGAACGACACUUCGACUUCCAGGAGAAUUCGUGGAUCCUUCAUCCUCUUCAAUGAACAUGGAUCUAACCUCCUACACGAACAGGCUUACAAACGCAAUGCGUUCAGUUAAACCUGUUUCCACUCGACCUCAAUCAACUGAUGUUUUCGUUCAACCUGGCUUACGAUAUAGUACACACGUUUUCAUUCGUCGAGACUCGCAUCGACGACCAUUCGAAUCAGCAUACGAAGGACCCUUCAAAGUUCUUCAGCGUGAAUCUAAGUACUAUAUAGUCGAUAAGAACGGAACAAACGAUAGCAUCAGCAUCGGUCGCCUCGAAGCAGCGUAUUUAGAAGGAAACCCUAUUCACGUCGAUUUUCCUUCAGUACAUUCAAACGACACGACUCCGACGCUUAUAAUACCUCAUCCGACAACCAACACACACGAUGAUACUUCGACAGUAUCCGAAAAUAAACUUAAAACGACGCGUUCUGGAAGAAGGGUGAGAUUUCCAGAACAUUUAAACGACUAUUGCACGUAAGGCACUUCUCGACAUUUUAUAUUAUUUUUUAAAAAAAAUUUUAAUAUGCUUAUAUAUUUUUAUUUCUAUUUAAAAAAAACAAAACAAAAAAAACAAUUUUUUUAAUGCUAUUACGUGUUCAUGAGUUUAUUUUCCAUUUUUUUUCCGCCGACAUUGUGUUUUUACGCACAUACGAGUGUAUUUCGACAUGCACUUACAUUUUCUUUUUUCUUUUCCAGGACGGCUGGAAAAGAACGAUGACGUUUAUGAGGAUCCGAAAUUUUCAUUGUACAUUUUCUUUUUUUACUAUGUUGUACCUCCGUCCCAUGUAGUAAGGAAAGACGACCAGACGCUGCUAAAUUUAGCAAGCUAUCAGAAGAGUGUUUACCAACGACAAACUCGUUGGGUUUAAACUUCUGGCUGGCCACGUCUUAGGGUCGUCACUGCCCCACUAGGGGGGGAGUGAUCUGUAGCGGUAAAUAAAUCCCCAAAAUAAAUAGCACUAAGUUUUCGACAUUGGAUGCUGACCAUAUGUUUUAGUGGACUCACCUAGCUGAAGGCGCUCGGUCAGGCAUCCGCACCAGAUCACGUGUGGUAACGCCGUGCUCAACAUCAACCGCAAUCGCUAGCCAGAUUAGAUCAGAGAAUUCCGGUGUAUUGGUCAUCGCCAAAUAUACUCUUCCGAUCUCCUCGACUCUGUCUUUUGAUUUCUCUUGGUGGGAACGAAAUAUAUUAGAAGGUGUUACUGGUAGAAGCGUUGUCAAACACUGAAUACCUGUGACAUCAUCACUCCUUUUGUUUCUCAAUUGUUCUCCAUUUUUCUUCCUGUUCUCCACAGUCUUCUGUUGGUAAGCAUUCCAUUCCGAUAGAAUUUCAAUAAACCAUAUUAAAACACAAACUCAAUUUAAACAGCUUCAAAGUAGAAAAAUUACCUCGGUUGUACAAAAUGUCUCAAAUUGCACAGCCUGAGCUAUACAGUCAAAAGUUUCUUUGGCUCAUGCUUGCGUGCCAAAUCGUAAAAGGGAUGUUAACAAUUAAGACACGAAGAGAAGCUGUCAAUCACACUGUCUGACAUUCUAAUUUAAAACGAUGGUAGUACAAACAUCGGCAUCGAUUGAUAAUACAAUUAUCGUUGUCAUUACACUUGCGGCAAACUUAACGUUUUCAUAUGAGAAACUCAAUCACUUGUCAAAGCUAUCUAUUCCAAUGCGACUUGACAGAACUCUAAAACAUCAUGCUUCUUUCUGCUAUUUCUGCAGUUAAUCUCUUAACAUUUAACUAGUGUCCUAAUAACGUUUUAUUACAGGUUGUUUCUCGAUCAUUUUCAGGUUCCUCCCUUCCAUUUGUCUUGCAACUGGGCAAUAACCGGAGGAUUCAAACUAAUUGGCAGCAUCCGGCGUGCGACUACUCCCAACAUAUUUCGUACCGAUUUAGAAGGCCGUUGAAUCCGAUGAGAAGUAUUGCAAAGUCAGUGAAAUGUCACUGAAUAUCGAACAAAUCAUUGAUCCCUGUCAAUGUCGAAGACGGCCAACGCGCAUAAGCUGAUCGUGUGCUAUGGACCAGAGGUCUUUUCUUUCAUUACUCUCGAUAACAUCAUAAAUCACAGUCAGGAACGAACAUGCGUACAUUUGGUCCCAGGCGGCAACAACACUUGUUAUACAUAAAAAAUAACUUUGGGAGAGUCUAUAAUUUAUGGACGAACCAAUAAGAUUUACGAUAACAAGUUUUGUAUUUUUGAGGCGAAAUUAAAUAGAUUUUUGACAUUAUAGCUGAUACCAGUUCGUGAUGAAGACAUUAUGUAUAAUUCCUAACCUUAACUAUCGACUGUAAAUAUUAAUCCUAAUUCCUCA